GGUGCCCGGUCGCCAGGUGGCAAGGCCGGCGCACCCCCGCGCGGUCGGUGCUCGGGGCCGCGGCCGCUCCGCAGCGCCGUUUCCGGGCCCGCGGGCAGGUGAGGCGGCGGCGGGCGGAGCGGAGCGAUGAGGCUGCUGCUGCUGGCGUGUCUGCGGGCACAGACCGGCAACGCCACCACGGCCGCCAGGAUCCGGAAUCAUCUCCAUGCUGCAGGUCACAUCUGUGUUCUUAAAGAUGCUUUCAUGUAUGAAAGUCCAACUGAAAUAGCAAACCUGACCUCCUCAGACAGGUUUGAUGCAGCCCUGGCCAUUCACCUCUACAAAGGAGGCAGACUGCUGCAAGGGAGCAGAAUUCCUUUUGGAAUCAUCUUUGGCGGGACAGAUGUCAAUGAAGAUGUCAAGUGUAAAGAGAAACGCCAGGUAAUGGGAGCAGUGCUGGAGAAAGCCAGGUUUGCAGUGGCUUUCACCGUGGAAAUGAAGGAGCUGGCAGCAGCAGCGUGGCCAGACGCCAGGAAGAAAAUCUAUGUCCAAAGUCAAGGAAUCAAGACUACACCCAGUGAAACAUUUGACUGGUCCGGAUUUCUACAAAAUGCAGGCAUCCCUGCAGCCACGGGCAGGGUGCAUCUGUUCCUCCUGGUGUGUGGGCUCCGCAGAGUCAAGGACCCUCUGUAUUUGGUGGAGGCUUUCUCAGACUGGCACAGAAAGGAUCCCAGCGUCCAUCUGGGCAUUAUUGGACCUGCAGUGGAUCCACUUUUCACCAGCGAAGUCGAGGAGAGAGUUAAAAGGGCCCCCGGGGUGCACGUGCUGCAGGAGCUGCCCCAGCAGGAGCUGCACGCUGCUCUCAGGAGCUGCCUGGCCCUGGUGAACAGCUCCACCUCCGAGGGCAUGUCUGCUGCCAUCCUGGAGGCAAUGGAUUUAGAGAUUCCAGUGCUGGCAAGGGACAUUCCUGGGAACGCAGCAAUAGUAAAGCACAAGGAAACAGGGCUGCUCUUUUCAACUCCCCAGGAGUUUGUUGCGCUGUCCAAGAGUUUAAUGAAUGACCCCAUUAUGGAAAAGGAAAUUGUAACCAGGGCCAAAGAGUACGUGAAGAAGCAUCAUUCCUGGGAAGGGGAAAGGAAAACCUACCAGAAUCUUGUGCAGAGACUCCAGUGACUUGGCAGGCUGCAGCUGAGAGCCAGCAGAGCACUUCAAUGAUGGAAAUGUGACUGAAAAAUAGAAAACCAGUCAGACUCUGUUUGGACAGCCCCGAGCUCAGCUGCUGCAGCCCCUGCCAGGCCCAGCAGAGCCCAGAGCAGGCUGGCUGGGGCAGCAGGAGGUGCCAGCCCUGCAGCAGGGGCCGGGUGUCUGCUGCCCUGAGGCCUCCCAGGGCAGGCCAGUGCUGGCACACAGAGCUCACAGGGGAUGUUCUGGGGCACAGCUCCCUGCCCACUGCAGCCCAGCCCUGCAGCCCAGCCCUGCAGCCCAGCUCCCUGCCCACUGCAGCCCAGCCCUGCAG
Molecule: messenger RNA, 1495 nt
Organism: Passer montanus (Eurasian tree sparrow)
Lineage: Eukaryota; Metazoa; Chordata; Aves; Passeriformes; Passeridae
Gene: GLT1D1
Product: glycosyltransferase 1 domain containing 1
Exons: 12
Coding region: 127-1152 (341 amino acids)
Molecular function (GO): glycosyltransferase activity
Source: RefSeq, a predicted model, not a curated record